Messenger RNA from Moneuplotes crassus, 549 nucleotides. The record is from the annotation of a GenBank genome assembly. Lineage: Eukaryota; Ciliophora; Spirotrichea; Euplotida; Euplotidae.
AUGUUUAAACUUCUCGAAGUAAGCAGACAAUACAAAGAAUUAUUUCACCUGGCUUAUGUAGAAAUGCUGUUCCAUUUUUCUUGGAUUGACUACAUCAAGUGCAGACACAAUGCUUUCUUAAACAUGUUUAGAACUUUAGUAGAAAUUCCAUAAGGCUUUAUAAAGUCUUUCAGACUGGCUAAAUUGCUCUUGGCUCAGUGAUGUCAUUGGUAUUAAAUAUCUGCAGUAAUUCAAGAAAAUAAUAUCUGGAAUCUCCUUACUUAUCUGGAAAAACCACUCAUGUUUCUCUCUUUUAACAUAUUUUGGCCAUGUUGGAUCUUUAGCAAAGACAGAAAGCAGCCGUAUAUUUAGCUUCUCGAGUUGUGAAGAUAAGUUCAGUUUACCAAGAAUUAAGUGCACCUUUGCUAACCUCUAUGAUUUCUCUUUAAAACACUUGAUAUCUUUAUUAAAAAUACAAUAAUCUGUCUUACUAAAUUGGUUUAGCCUAGCAAGUCAGAGUAAGCAAUCAAUAAAAAGGUGCAAUUAAGAAUAAUCUUUUCUCUUCUAACU